Molecule: messenger RNA, 1776 nt
Organism: Penicillium diatomitis
Lineage: Eukaryota; Fungi; Ascomycota; Eurotiomycetes; Eurotiales; Aspergillaceae
Product: glutamyl-tRNA(Gln) amidotransferase subunit PET112
Exons: 4
Coding region: 1-1776 (591 amino acids)
Biological process (GO): glutaminyl-tRNAGln biosynthesis via transamidation; mitochondrial translation
Molecular function (GO): glutaminyl-tRNA synthase (glutamine-hydrolyzing) activity
Source: RefSeq, a predicted model, not a curated record
AUGCUUCGGUCAUGGUCCAAGGGCGCGUAUAGCGCUCUCUCCCGGACGAGUCGUCCGGUUUCACUGCGCCCCCGAGUGAUCACAUCCGAUGCUACUCGCCGCUCGGUACAGAUACAGAGCGCUGCCUCCGCCGCCGCAGACCGCGUGCCGCUUCGCAAGCAACUCAAGCAAGAGGCCAAAGCUAUUCGAGAGCAAAAGAGACUACGCAAAGAGUCGGAGGAGGCUUCCAGACAGGCAUGGGAGUUGACUGUGGGCAUUGAGAUCCAUGCUCAGCUCGACACCGAAGCCAAAUUGUUUUCUCGCGCACCCACCUCGACGAGUCAUGCCCCAAAUUCCAAUGUUGCUCUAUUUGACCUCGCCUUUCCGGGUAGCCAGCCGGAAUUUCAAGUCGCCACGCUGCUUCCGGCCCUUCGUGCUGCGCUCGCCUUGAAUUGUCAAGUUCAGACCGUGAGUCGCUUCGAUCGCAAGCACUACUUCUACCAGGACCAACCGGCCGGGUACCAAAUCACACAGUACUAUGAACCGUUUGCUCGACAUGGCUUCGUCGAUCUAUACGACUACGAUGGCAUUGCUCCAGAAGAUGGCGAUCACAUUCGCGUGGAUAUCAAGCAGGUGCAGCUCGAACAGGACACUGCCAAAUCCCAAGAGUAUCCGCCCGCGUCCCAGCUGCUUGACUUCAACCGCGUGUCGCACCCACUGAUUGAGAUCAUCACCAUGCCACAAAUCCAUACUCCUGCCACAGCGGCUGCCUGUGUCCGCAAGCUGCAGGCUAUUCUCCUCUCAUGCGGUGCCGUGACAACGGGGAUGGAAUUGGGUGGACUGCGCGCCGAUGUCAAUGUGUCCAUUCGCCGUCGUGGCGAGGCUCCAGGACAGUGUCGGUACGAUGGAGUCAGCGGGUUGGGCCAGCGAACGGAAAUCAAAAACCUGAGCAGUUUCAAGGCCGUGGAAGACGCCAUUAUUGCUGAGAAGAAUCGCCAGAUUGCAGUUCUCGAGAGCGGCGGUGUAAUUGAAGGGGAGACUCGAGGAUGGACGAUUGGCAGCACAGAGACUCGCCGACUACGUGGAAAAGAGGGGGCAGUCGACUACCGCUACAUGCCCGAUCCCGAUAUUCCUCCGUUGAUUCUGGGCGAAGAUCUCCUAUCGUCCUUAAAGGCAUCCUUGCCAACUGCCCCAGAUUCACUAGUCGCACAAUUGACGGGCCCCGGGUUUGGAUUGUCGAUUGACGAUGCAAAGCCGCUGAUCGAACUCGACGAUGGAGCUCGCCUGGAGUACUACCUGGAUGUGGUGGAGAUUCUGCGCUCUCAGAAACCCGACCGUGACCCUGAGGCCCACGUGGCUCUUGCGCGGAUGGCGGCCAACUGGGUCCUCCACGAGCUCGGAGGUCUUUUGACCAAGACGGACCACUCAUGGAGUGCCCAGGUCGUCCCGGCACAAGCGUUGGCGGAUCUGGUGCAGUCCUUGAAUGAGAAGCGCAUUACUGGCUCGGUCGCAAAGCAGGUCCUUGCUGCGAUCUUCGAGGGCGAUUCGCGACCCGUGUCCCGACUGCUGGAAGAAGAGAACCUCCUGCUGCGGCCCAUGUCGCGCGAGGAGUAUGUGGCCCUCGCCGAGGAGGUUCUCGCGCAACGACCGGAGAUGGUCGAGCAAAUCCGUCGCAAGAAUCAGGUGGGGAAAAUCGGUUGGUUCCUAGGGCAGAUGAUGCGUCUUGGUGAGAAGGGUCGAGUCGAGGCGUCCAAGGCCCAGGAGGUGUUGCACGAGCUCAUUUUGGGAAAACAAUAA